AUGAAUGAGUAUUCGCCUCCGAUGUUUGGAAGAGGAAGCAAACAAUAUUCAAGAAAUCUGCUUUCUAGGAAUCAAACAGCUAACGAUACUCGCAAAUUAAUAGUACUGCCUGAAGGACUGGUUCUGGGACAAUUAGGCGAUAAUUACGAUACCGUGUCGAGUCAGGACUAUUCUGAGUACAACUACACCACAGUGCACGUGGACUUUGAGAAUCCUGAGUGUCUCGAGGUCGAUCCCGAAAGACAGAAGUCUCCACCGAAAAGAAAGUACUUGUCGGAAGGCAUACACGGCCAGACCAGCGCGCGCUGCUACACCUUCGCAGACAGUGGUAUGAGGAAAGAGAAGAAGCCCAAGACUAUCGAUGUCACCGAAUCCUACUGCGAUGUUCGGAACGUGUGCAUGAAAGGCGAGAGGCGCUUGGCCGGAGCUUUCGAUCCCAAAGCCCAAGCAACAGAAACGCGAGUGUAUGGGAAGCCGGUGAUAUUUGUUAUGAACCCCAACAACUUCAACCACUUGUCUACCAUAACGACAGUCAUUGGCAUCUACGACGCCCUCGACCAGAUUGGCAUUGUUCCUAUCAAUGACGAUACCAAAUCCGGACCGAAAGUGACCAUUAUGCUGAUGCAAGACGAGAAGGAUAUGCAAGUGCAUGGACGUGAGCUCCUACACGAGUUCUUUGAUCCCCAACGGUUUGAUAUAGACUACAUCGGUGAUUGGGCCAGCAACGA
Messenger RNA from Sphaeroforma arctica JP610, 728 nucleotides. RefSeq lists its product as hypothetical. The record is from RefSeq and is a predicted model, not a curated record. The annotation marks the transcript as partial. The transcript has 7 exons. Lineage: Eukaryota; Ichthyosporea; Ichthyophonida.